Messenger RNA from Australozyma saopauloensis, 2100 nucleotides. RefSeq names its product bifunctional glycerol-3-phosphate/glycerone-phosphate O-acyltransferase (gene SCT2). Lineage: Eukaryota; Fungi; Ascomycota; Pichiomycetes; Serinales; Metschnikowiaceae. The transcript has a single exon. Bases 1 to 2100 code for a protein of 699 amino acids. Gene Ontology annotation, molecular function: glycerone-phosphate O-acyltransferase activity; glycerol-3-phosphate O-acyltransferase activity. Gene Ontology annotation, biological process: phospholipid biosynthetic process. The record is from RefSeq and is a predicted model, not a curated record.
AUGUCCAAAGAAAAUAUUCAGAGACAGCAAUCUGCUGGUGGAGCCCUGGAGGAUGAAGGACAUCAUGUUUCCAAGAACUCUUCCCACUUAUCUCAUAUUAUGGACAUCGUCCUGGCAAUAUUUUUGGCAUGCACCUAUGAUUUUGUGAUUGGUUUUUUUGACUUAGUCAUCAAAACCUUUUUUCGUGAAGUCAGAACAAGAGGAGGUUUUAAUAUCCCGAAGAAAGGACCAGUAGUGUUUGUCUGUGCACCUCACCAUAAUCAGUUUGUAGACCCAAUUGUGGUCAUGACCACCGCAAAGCAAUAUUCCAAUCGCCGUAUUUCUUUGCUUACAGCUGCAAAGUCUUACAACAUUUGGUAUAUUGGCAUUCCAGCCAGGUUGUGUGGUGGCAUAUCAGUUGAGAGACCUCAAGACUUAGUGAAGCCCUAUGAUGGUACAAUUCGGAUCGAAAAUUUCGCAAAAGAUAAUGACAACUUAACUGUGAUUGGUGAAGGUACACAAUUCACAAAAUAUGCAACGCCCAAAGGUAUCAUUGGGCUCACUCACUACUUAGGCAAUGCCAAGGUGGACCAUGUCGAGUCAGACACUAAACUUAUUUUGCUGGCACCAUUUCGAGUAAACUUUGAUAAUCCCAACGAAAAAGAACGGGAGCUUUUGAAUGGUUUGAAAAAUGGUCAUCCAUACGUGUUGGCUCCUCAUAUUGACAACACAAAGGUGUUUAAAAAUGUGUUCCACCACCUCAACAAGGGAGGUGCAUUGGGUAUAUUCCCUGAAGGUGGGCUGCAUGAUAGACCAAAUUUGCUUCCACUCAAGCCAGGUGUGGCGAUCAUGGCCUUGGGAGCCGCAGCCGAGUCUACUGAUCCAGAUCAGGUUGUAAAUAUUGUUCCAGUUGGUCUCAACUACUUCCAUGCUCACAGAUUUAGGUCAAGAGUCGUCAUUGAGUAUGGUAAACCAAUUGCAGUUACAAAAAAAGACGGUGAAUUGUACCAGCAAAACCCCAGAAAUGUUGUGAACAAAAUGUUGGACUUGAUUACUUUACGACUCAAAGAGUUGACUGUCAGUUGUGACGACUAUGACACACUCAUUGCCAUCCAAGCUGCCAGAAGAUUGUACUUUUCUGCAAACAGAGACUCAAUCCCUUUGCCUGUAGUGAUUCAAAUGAAUCGAAGAUUGUUGAGUGGGUAUCAAAAAUAUUCUGAUCAGGAAGAAGUCCGGCAGCUUAAGGAAGCUGUUGGUGCGUACAAUAAAAAGCUUAUGCAAUUGGGCAUCCAUGACCAUCAAGUUGAGUCUCUCACUAGGUCUAACAGACUUCUUGUUUUAGCAAGAUUUUUGAGUAGACUCUUUACCGUCUUGGUCUUUUUUUGCCUUGCUUUGCCGGGUAUUGUAAUGUUUAGUCCGAUUUUCAUUGUUGGAGACAGGAUUUCUAAGAGCAAAGCAAAAAAAGCACUCGAAGGAUCUGCUGUGAAAAUUAAGGCUAACGAUGUGAUAAGUACAUGGAAAAUCCUCGUUGCUCUUGGCUUGGCUCCAAUUCUCUACAUCUUCUGGGCUGUAAUUGCAACAAUCGUAUCGAAAAAGUUUGAACUAUUCGAAUCUUUUCCCACAUCAUUUGUUUUCUUUUUCUGUUACUUAUGGAACGUAUUUACUACCUACGCGUCCUUGAGAAUCGGAGAAAUUGGUAUGGACUAUUACAAAUCCUUGACUCCGCUAUUCUAUUCGCUUCUACUGAUUAACAAGGAUAUUUUGCAAAUCGAAGAUUUGAAAACAACUCGAAGAGAACUCGCUGAAAAAGUGACGAAGUCCUGUGAGAAGUACGGACCACUGCUAUUUGAUGACUACGGAGAAGUGUCGAGGUUGUAUCAGCACGAGGAAAGGGUUCAUUCUGCAAAACAAAACUCUAUUGUUUCGCUUGCCAAUUUGGAGAAUAUUCCUAUUUUCUCAGAAGAGCGUCAUAUUGCAGCUGAUGAUGAAGAAAGUGAGAGCGAGACUGAUGACCACGACCAGAAUGAUAGUGAUGGAGAUCUCGACUCCAAAACUAAUACACUGCAACACGAUAAUUUGAGCUCGAUGAGAUCCCGAAAGAAAUUUGACCGAAAGCUGUGA